GCGAGAUGAGUGUGCAGCGCUCUGCGCCUAGCUCCUGGGAGGAUCUGGUGCUGAUUAUCUGGUUGAGUUUGAGGCGGCGGGUGGCCAGAACAUUCGGUUCAUUACUCUAAAGACCAUGUACACGUCUGCUAUGGAUGAGGGACGCUAUGAGGAUGCUGCUAGGAUCUGGCUGGUGAACCAGCUUGGUGCCACCUUCUUUGCCAGCAAGAGUGGUGGUUACCACACUACUGACUACUUGAUCGGGAUGCUUGAGGACCUCGGUCGCGUGUCGGAGUACGCGCUGGCAUCGUUGUACGAACAGCUGAGUCGUGCUUCCCGCAGGAAGACAGCCCAGAUCGGUGGGUUCACCUCCCUCUUGCUGUCAUGGGCGUAUGAGUACAUAUCCAGCAGCGUCAUUAUCAGGACGGAGGUACCCGGCUACACACAGGACCAGCCUAGGGCGCAGCGGUGGCCCACGUCCCGGAUCGCGCAUUCCGGACUCGAUGAGAGACGAGUCAUGCUCGAUGAGCUUACAGUGGAUGAUAUCACAUGGACCCCUUUUGAGGACCAUCGAGCUGUUCGACCGCGGGAUCCCAGGGCCCUCUAUUCCGGCUACAGCAGGACACCUUACGGCCGGUCUGUGAGCCGACAUCUACCAGAGCGGGUUAUGCGCCAGUUUGGCUACAUACAAGACAUCCCUCGACACUCCUCUGAGAUCCAGACGACGGGGUCCCUUGCUGAGACUGCAGAUGCUGCCUAUGCAGAGGGUUACAUGAGGUGGUAUAGCAGAGUGUCCCAUGUGUUCAUUAUCCCUGAGGAUAGGAGGGAGGAGCUUAGUGCCGUGUCUGCUAUACGUAGGGGUGUGGAGUUGUUGGAGCAGUCACUGGAGGUGCCAGGAGCUCUUGCUCCAGGGACACAGCCCCGAGUCCUCACUGAGAGGGCGCUCGAUCUCUUUCGACGGAGUUCCUUCGUUGGUACCCAGGGAGUUGCCUUUUCUGCUAUUCGAGGAGCCGCAGCUGCGGGGGGCAGAGCGCGUGGAGGCAGAGCUCGUGGAGGCAGACCCCGUGGAGGCGGAGCCCGUGGAGGCAGAGCUCGUGGAGAGGGUGAUCCUGGAGAGGGUGCUCGUGGAGGUAGAGGUCGUAGGGGGCGGGGGCGGGGAGAGUGA
This is a messenger RNA of Lotus japonicus, 1144 nucleotides long. RefSeq names its product protein MAIN-LIKE 1-like. The transcript is spliced from 3 exons. NCBI's taxonomy places the organism in Eukaryota, Viridiplantae, Streptophyta, Magnoliopsida, Fabales, Fabaceae. The coding region runs from base 116 to 1144 and encodes 342 amino acids. The record is from RefSeq and is a predicted model, not a curated record.